This is a messenger RNA of Pocillopora damicornis (cauliflower coral), 1374 nucleotides long. RefSeq lists its product as uncharacterized. The record is from RefSeq and is a predicted model, not a curated record. Lineage: Eukaryota; Metazoa; Cnidaria; Anthozoa; Scleractinia; Pocilloporidae. Gene Ontology annotation, cellular component: cytoplasm. Gene Ontology annotation, molecular function: protein binding.
GAUAACCAGGUGAAAACGGAUUGCUGAGUGAGAGCUUCAAUUCAACCUUUGAGGGGAGCUGAUAACCAGGUGAAAACGGAUUGCCGAGUGAGAGCUUCAAUUCAACCUUUGAGGCGCUGAACCAAGGAGGCUGACGAACAAGCAGCGACCAAAUUUCUUGGUUAAAGAUUCAUUGACCUUUACUCAAUUAACGAUCCAGUAUUUCCUCAUGGCCACCGCUGAUUCGACAAAAGAGACAACCAAUUACGCCCGCUUAUGCAGGCUUCUGGUGGGUGUCAGUGCACAUAUCUUGAGAGAGACAUUUGACAAAAGGCGUCCACCAGGAAACCUGGACACAGUUUUGUCCAGUCCUCCGAUUCGUCGAGUACUAAAAUCACUCCGAAAUAAAAAAAUACUCAAUCCUUCACAAUGGGACAAACUGUACCCCGCCAUCAAGUCUUCUGUUUCAUCAAAGAAUUUCGAUAUCACGCUACUGAUGGUCCUGCUGAGGAACAUUUGUGGUCUUGCUCCUCCGGCUACCGGCUGGGACACACUUCCUCCUGCAGCAGACACAACCCUUGAGGCAGAUAUCGUUCGUAUCAAGUGCUACAGAAACACAGUUUACGGUCAUGCCAGCGAGGCCUCAGUUGAUGACGCAACCUUCAAUCGAUACUGGCGGGACAUCCUGGAUGCAUUGAUGAGACUGGGAGGAGCUGGUUACCAAAGUGCUAUCGAUGAUCUGAAAGAGGAAUGCAUGGACCCUGAUUUCGAAGAACACUAUAAAGAGCUUCUUAAGCAGUGGGUGAUGGAUGAAGUCAGCAUCAAAGAAAGAUUGGAUGAAAUGACAGAGCUAUUAAAGGAAGGUAUUGUGUAUUAACGGUAAAAUCUGUACACGGCCUUUCGAUCUUUCUUGAAAAAAGAAGAAGAUUGAAGGGCCUCUCAUCAGAGGGUAAUAAGAAAUUUACCUUUGAAAAUAGCUCAAACUCGGAAAAAUAUUUUCUACUGGAACUGACCCCUUCCUCUUGGACCCAAAAUUGGAAAAAGACCAGGUGUUGUCUUUUCCAUGCUUUUUUCGGGUGAUGAGCAAGUAAUUUCUUUAUUUUUUUGUUCCUCAUGCGGGAAGUUAAGAGAAUUAAUAGUUGAAACAGAUUCACUACAAAAGUGGUUGCACCAAAAAACUGCAGUUAAGUCUUAAAGUAUUUACCUGGUCGGGCUUGUCGAAAGAAAGAGACGGAAAAAACUAAAAUUCUUAAUGGACUGGAGAUGACAGGACGCUUUCUUUCCCCUAAGUGGACUUAGGCCAUUCUUAAUCUCCAGCCCUAAAAACAAAAACCAUGUGUUUUCUGAGUCAAAGUUAGUUUCUCCCGUACCACAAAUUCCUGGAUCCGCUCCCGA